AUGUCGAACUUCAUGCACAAAGUCAAGGAUGCCGUGUCUGAUCACCGUGACAGGGAUAAUCCUCAGACUGCGAACUCCGGGCCGAACCAGUACGACUCUUCCGAAUCGGGUCGCUCUUCUGGCAUGGGCCCCUCUUCCGGCGUGAGCUCUAACACUUACGGCUCUGGUCCUGGCUAUGGCAAUGAGGCUGGUUAUCGCGAUGCCAAUGUCGCCGAUGCCAGGAACGCAGGUGGUUCAACCAAUGCUGGCCCUCAUGAUUCAAAAGUAGCCAACAAAGUGGAUCCUCGUGUCGAUAGUGAUCUAGAUAACCGCCGCAAUUACUCUGGAACCACCGAUUCCCAAAACGUCGGCCCCCAAAACGCCGGUAUGAACGCAGGUGGCCGAACCAAUGCUGGGCCUCAUGAUUCAAACGUAGCCAAUAAGAUGGAUCCUCGCGUUGAUAGUGAUCUAGAUAACCGCCGCAAUUACCCUGGGACCACCGACUCUCAAAACGUCGGGUCCCAAGACACCGGUAGCGGUGCUCGUGGCUUCGACCCCAGCAGCACAGGCUCCAUCGGACAGUCCCGCGGUAUCGACAAUCAUAUGACUAGCGAGGACAACUAUAGCAGCUCCAAGGAGGAAAAGAAAUCCCGCACUCAGCCUCUCACCUCCGACAACAAAAUGACUAGUGAGGAAAGCUACAGUAACGCCACGCAGGAACACAAAUCCCACUCCACUACUGCUCACGCCGAGCCGUGCGAGAUGGAACCGCGUGCCCAACCUGGCCAUGGCAGCCGUAUGGGUCAGCAAAAUUUCGGUGGCGGCGCAACUGGUGGCAGUAGCUACAACGACAAUAACUCAGGCGCCAGAGGGCUGUCUGGUCCUGAGAAUCCCCAGCAGAUGAACAAACUUGACCCCAGAGGCCAAGUCUCGAACUAUCAGCAAAACCCUGUCGGCAACCAGCGGGGCGGAUACUAA
Molecule: messenger RNA, 957 nt
Organism: Penicillium lagena
Lineage: Eukaryota; Fungi; Ascomycota; Eurotiomycetes; Eurotiales; Aspergillaceae
Exons: 4
Coding region: 1-957 (318 amino acids)
Source: RefSeq, a predicted model, not a curated record